Molecule: messenger RNA, 3589 nt
Organism: Schistosoma mattheei
Lineage: Eukaryota; Metazoa; Platyhelminthes; Trematoda; Strigeidida; Schistosomatidae
Source: the annotation of a GenBank genome assembly
GUCACUUUGGCGUCGUUCAAAGGUCGUCCUUAAAUCAUAGUCUCGUCACGAGUAGUUUUGUAAUUGUAUUUUAAUUGUUAUCUAAAUCCCACCGUGGUCAUUUGGGCUAAAUAGUUACUUAAGUGAAUGGAAGUCAGAUUAGGCUCAAUUCAAAAAGAAGUAUUCACGAACGUUAACACUGACUAGUACACUCAUCCCUAGCCCCCAACAUUGGGGAAACUUCCCCAGGUCUAAGUAAAUUUCGGGUUUUUGCGCCAUUUCCCCAAAAUUUACUAUAGCGGCUUUCCCAAAAUGGGCCAAAGUUUUCCCAAAAUUGGGAGCUUGGGAUCUAAAGCACAUCGAUGAAUUAUAGUUCCAAAAUAUUGAAAAAGUUGGUAAAAUGUUUGGAAGUAGACUUUCCAGGGUGGAAAUUGAAUAAUAAUGAGAAUCUACUGUUAUCAAAAAGUCAGUGACUUGAAGGCCUGCAUGAAUAGAGUUCGGUUAACUUCCAGAAAACAAUCAAGAUGAAUAUCAGAUGGACUAAAAACUAGGCUCUUAAACAGGAAACCCUUCAGUUAUAGGGUCUGAAUAACUUGCUCUUGAAGAUAGCUCUUAUUAAAACGACAAUACCCGAAUGACAACAGUGAACUUGAAUUGAUAAUCAGGUUUACAAUUUCAGUGACUGACUCAAACUACAUUCAGUGGAAUUACUGUUCUCUGGAUGCUUAUCAUUUAAGAAAGUUGAUUACAAAGCACUGAAGCCAAAAAUCGUCAUUUUACUCAUGCAUAACUAUGAUAUCGUAUUAUUAAAUUCACUAGAACAGUAGUAGGAGAAUAUUCUCCCCAAAGACAGAUAUUUCAGACAAUACUGCCUUCAUAUUAUAACAGUAAGAAAGAGAGACCGUCCCAAGAGUUGUGUGAUUCACAAUGACCAUGACUUUCCUUUUCUAGCGUCGGUAUAUUGGAACAGAUAAAUUCAACAAAACCCCCUUCCGUUUUUUAAAAUAGAUAUUGUUUUAUGGAGCUCAAGCAGAUAGUUAUUAGGCUAUGUAAUCGCUAGCCCACUUUCCCCUUCUAAUACUUCGUGAUGUCUUUUCUUGAUGUGGGUAAUCAGGAUUUACGAGCAACGUACCCAAGUUUAGAGACACGGUAACAUUUUUUAGCUGUCUAACUGAUUUUCUGCAUCAUCACGCCGUUACAAAUAAGAGAUUUUAUGUGGACAGUGAUCACUUGGCGGCAUGAAUGGAGCUUGGAUGCUUAUAUGUUUGUGUGAAAUUUCGUCUUAAUAUGACUGCGCACGAGUCUGCACCAAAUGAAUAGCAAAGGACAAAACAACUGGUCACUAACUUGUUUAGUGGUUUAAAACGUUGAAUUUGUCACAACUAUGAGUGCAAAUAUUGAAAAGAUAUUUCUUAAUGUAAUGACGUCACGGCCUUUAUAUCAAUGGGCUGAUUUCGAAAAAUCACUAUUUUAUGCUCAAGAGGUUACGCGUAUUACUUAUGUGAAGGGCGAUUUCGAAAAAAUGCACACUGAUAAAGGGACACGAUAUAAGUACAUUAAUUACAAAUGUUCUCAUUCAACUGGACCAUCAAACUCUCCGAAUAUGAACAAUACCAAUGGUGUUAAUGAAGGAUGUACUGCAGCAUUCCAAGUUCGAUGGGUUGAUAAUUGUUAUGUAGUCACCUUUAUAAAUCAGGAACAUAAUCAUAGUCACUCUUCAAAUAAUCGGGCGAAGAAAGCACCAGAAAAUAAAAGGAGACAUAUGGAUGCAUCGAAUGGAAAGAAAAGCCAAGGAAAUAAUCAAAGUUUUAAUCAUCCAAUAGUUAUAUCAAGUAUUCGAGACCAAAUAGCUCAAAGUAGUGAAACUUUGGACCAGGUUCUAUCGAUUAUCAAUCGGAAUUCAUAUGUUGGAAUUGAAAGAAAUUCUUCGGAUCAAGUAACACAAAUUACAUUAGCACGUUACGAACAAGUUGACGUAUAUCGUCAAUAUCCAGAAGUAGUACUUUUAAACGCUGCUUACGAUGUGAAUUCAACGGGAUUUUCAUUAUUUCAAUUUGUUGUGACUGACGGUUUUGGUUGUCCUAGACCAAUUAUGUAUUCAAUAAGCACUAUCCAACAAAAAGAAGAGAUAAAAAUUCUAUUAAAUCAUUUUUGCGGUAUUGUUAGCAGCGUUGAUGACACUCGCACAUUUAUAAUGGAUUGUGCUAUAGUUCAGUUGGAUGUUGUACAAAAAAUGUUUCCGAAAGCCAGAAUCUUACUGAAUCCUUUCAUUAUUAAAGAAUCAUUUACAAGAAAAUGCGAUAGUCUCACAGCUGUUGCAGUUUUUCACGCAAUGAUUACUACAGUAUCUCCUUUACAAUUUGAUUAUUACCUGGAGAGAUUAAAAAAUACGAGUAUUAAUGCAUAUAAUUACGUGGUGAAUACAUGGAUUCCUACAAAGAAAAUGUGGGCAGCUUCAUAUUGUCUGGAUGCUGUAACUCUUGGCGCCAGUACUGCUGAAAUCAUUAAAGGUGUAAAUUUCAGCUUUAAAGAAUCACUGAAAAAGCUUACUUCUGUUAAAGAAAUUAUGACUAUAAUAUAUAAUGAAGCUGGAAAGCAAUGGGUUUAUCCUAGUAUCAGUAUCAUCUCAUCAUCAUCGUUGUCAUUCCCUGGACAUUCUACUAAUAAUCUAAAUAAUAACAAUAAUUUAUCAGAGAAAUUUAAAUAUAUUUUAGAAAAAUUAACUGAUUAUGCAGCAGAAAUGGUCUACAAACGUUUAACUAAAGUUGAUAAAGUCAAUAUAGAUUUCACCAAUGAACAAUUAGCUUUAUGCGCAGAUUCUUCAUUUGUAUAUGAAGUUGAUCGUGACAAUGCUACAUGUUCUUGUUCAUUCAAUAUAUCGUCGUUUCUUCCUUGUGAACAUUUAUUAAAGGUGUUUAUGGUUCAUGGCCUACAUAAAGACUUACUAUAUCGAAGUAAACGAUGGCUUCAAUGUAACAAUCAAAAUUUAUCUAAGCCACCGAUAGUAGUAGUUACUGAACCAACAAAUCAAUCAAGUAUUUGUUUAGAUUAUAAAAAAGCUGUAACAGAUACAAUUGAAAAAUUAAAAGAUUUUCAAACACAAUAUUCGGAACAAGUUGUACUUGAAACAGCUAAACAAAUAACUAGUCUAUUAGAAUCAGUAUUACCAAAGUCAUCUAUAAUUUCAAUAAAUAAUAAAUAGUGAAUUUUUCUUGAUUAAGCGAACAGUUCAAUGAUUCUAUUUCAACAUAAAAUUCCUUGUAUAUAUAUAUCUAUAUUGAUUUAGUUAUGAAUAGGAUGAAAUACAAUAAUGUACAGCAGAUCAGUUUUUAUCCCAUUAUACAAAAUCCACAGAUUCUACAGAGAUGUAUUCAACAUUUAAGAUAAUAUUCUGCUAUAUAAAUAUUUUUAUGUAACUUGAAUAAAACUUGACAAACAGCUGUUGAAUGAAUAAAAAAGCCUGUUCAUUCUUGUUGUAUCGCUGUUUGUGUUGUUAGUUCUCAAACUGUGUCCACUUAUGAUCCAACUUCCUGCAGCACUUUUAUAUAUCUACUAAAUUGUUUUAUCAAAAUUUAUAUUGAUUUUCUCAAUAUAAUAUUUUAGAUAUUGU